AACCUCAAACUCAUAACAAACCGAAGACAUUGAUUUCCUUGAUGGUUUUCUCCUUAAUUGCUCAUUUCAUUGCGAUCCGAAGCCGCCACCAACAUUAACAAAUAAUUUAUUGGUUUUGGUUAGUAUAUUUGGGUUUUGCUGAAAAUGGAGCCAUUAGGAGAAGAUGACCUAAGUCAAUUAAAGGAAAUUUUCGCAAGGUUCGACAUGGAUUCCGAUGGCAGCCUAACGAUUCUAGAGCUUGCGGCACUGCUAAGAUCGAUUGGGAUCAAGCCAUCAGGUGAUCAAAUCCAUGUUUUGUUAGCCAACAUGGAUGCCAACGGCAAUGGUUCGGUUGAAUUUGAUGAACUAGCCAGUAUAUUGCCUGAACUUACUGGAGAAAUAUUGAAUAACCAAGAGCGAUUAACGGAGGUGUUUCAAUUGUUUGAUCGUGACGGCAAUGGAUACAUCACCGCAGCGGAGCUCGCUGGUUGCAUGGCCAAAAUGGGAUAUCCAUUGACCUAUUCAGAGCUAACUGAGAUUAUUAAAGAGGCUGAUUCCGAUGGGGAUGGUGUCAUUAGCUUCACUGAAUUUUCUUCUAUAAUGGGAAAAUCAGCCCUGGAAUUUCUAGGUAUUAGUCUGUCAUCAUGACCCUAGAUUUGAUCUUUUCUACUCUUUUUUCUUCUGGGGAUUGUUGUAGGAACCUGAUCCCUCGGUUAAAUGUUUGAUAAUAUUUCCAAGAACAAUGUUCCAGGCAAAUUGCUUCGUUUGAAGGGCCACAUGAAACCACUUCUUGUUACCCCUUAUCUCCAUUCCGUCAAGGUCUAUGUCAUCUUUUCUUGUCUGGCUGAGUUUGAUGAAGAUGACUAUAUACAUAUUGAUAGUUGUAAAUAUUAGAUCAAGGAAUGAAAUAUCCAUGUUUUUCACA
This is a messenger RNA of Gossypium arboreum, 904 nucleotides long. RefSeq names its product probable calcium-binding protein CML15. Lineage: Eukaryota; Viridiplantae; Streptophyta; Magnoliopsida; Malvales; Malvaceae. Gene Ontology annotation, molecular function: enzyme regulator activity; calcium ion binding. The coding region runs from base 145 to 627 and encodes 160 amino acids. The transcript has a single exon. The record is from RefSeq and is a predicted model, not a curated record.